UGAUGAGUGGAGGAUAGGCCGGUCGGGUUGCUUCCGAUGAGAUCAAAUUAACUCGUGCAUUCUAUACGUCCAGAAGAGCCAUAUCUACCUUUACAUCUCCUCUCCUUGACAGUUACCUGCUUUCUUGCAGGCAGAUAUCCACAAUCUAGGCCCCUGCGACAAGUGAAACACGAAUUAUGGUCGAACGGACACCGACUGAAAUGGAGCGUGGAAUUCUACCUGGAUUUUGGUGAUGAAGCGGUCUGCAAUUCGUGACGGAGUACUGAUUUCCAUCUCGAUUCGCCUGCCCCACAUUCGCCAGAUGAGUGCGAGAACAGCUAACACAACCAUCCGGUAAUAUACAUUUUCAAAACAAAAAAAAAAAGAAAGAAAGAAAGAAAGCAAAAAUAUCUACGAUUCCAGCAUGACAGCAUCUCAGCAGGAAUUAAGAGAGUUCUAUGUGGGCAAGGAUGUCGGGGACGUGCCAAAGCCAGCCAUCGUUCUGGAUGCAGCGAUCAUCAAAAGACACUGCGAGGCUAUGCUUCGCACGGUGGAGUUGAAUGUCGGCUUCAGGGCCCAUGUGAAGUCUCACAAGACAACCGAGAUUGCGGAAAUGCAAGUUGGUGUUGGUGACAACAGUCUCGGAGCCAAUUUCAUCGCCUCGACGGUCUUGGAGAUCGAAACGCUCGUUCCUCUCCUCCGGAAGCUGCAUACCGAAGAGGCUCGCAGCGUCAAUGUCCUCUAUGGCAUCCCACUUGUGCCGUCGCAGGUCGCGCCACUGGCCCGGGCUGCGCUUGAAAUCGGCGCGGGAAGAGGAACUCUUGCAGUGAUGAUCGACCACCCGGACCAGGUAGAUUACCUCCAGCAGUACUUUGCCCUGACGAAUUCCCCCGCGUCUGUGUUUGUCAAAGUCGACACCGGGUAUCAUCGCGCGGGAUUGCCUCCCGCGGCUCUGAACAAGCGCGGCUUGCUGGAGAAGCUAGCGAACGCAGAGAAACUGGGAUACGCGUCUCUGCUCGGGUUCUACUCCCACAGUAGUCUGAGCUACGCUGGGACUACGCCCGAGGAAGCAAUGGCACAUCUGACGCAAGAAAUCGAGGGCUGCAAGGAAGCCCUGGAAACCCACUUAGAGCUUCUUCCCGAAAAGAAGGAACUGGUGAUCAGCGUCGGGGCAACGCCGCAAGCACUGUCGUCCCAGAAUCUCCUACCGGGGGGCGUAUCCAGUCCCGAGGCGACGGCGCUAAAGAACUUGCUGCGCAAUCCGCUCAACCAGGACCGCGGGGUGCAGGUGAAAAUUGAAAUCCACGCGGGCGUGUACCCACUGCUCGACAUGCAGCAGCUCUCCACGCAUGCCCGAAACGGGAUCCGAAACCCCGAGGAUGAAAUCGCUAUCUCAGUGCUCGCGGAAGUCUGCAGCAUCUAUAACGACGGCGAACGAGCUAAGCCCGAGGCGCUCCUUGCAGCGGGGACCCUGGCGUUGGGAAGAGAGCCCUGCGCCGGGUAUCCAGGUUGGGGCGUGAUUUCGUCCUGGCGACAGUCGGGUGGAACUUCUUCUUCUUCUUCUUCUUCUUCUUCUUCUCGUCUGAUCGUCGAGCGAAUCAGCCAAGAGCAUUCCGUUGUCUCGUGGGAAAACCCCGAGCAUCAACCAUCUCUGAUCCCCCUCCGUAUAGGACAAACAGUCAAGAUCUACCCGAACCACGCCUGCGUGGCAGCCGCAUUCUACGGAUUCUACUUUGUCGUCGACUCAGACCAGGAUCCGGAAGCAGCAAGAAUCGUGGAUGUCUGGGUGAGAGCCAGAGGCAGUGAUAUUACCGAACCGGUCUUACUACCCAGGGUGCAGUAGUUUGCGAGUCGCUUACAGUAACUAUCUGGCAUUCUUGUUACGAAGGGCAGCACCAUCACCAACCUUUCUUUGCGAAGUAUAUAUAUAUAUAGUCGAUUAAGACGACGGGCAAUUCAAGCUCUAUGUACUCUUUAUAAAGGUAAUGAAAAU
Aspergillus ochraceoroseus IBT 24754 is the source of this 1972-nucleotide messenger RNA. RefSeq lists its product as uncharacterized. The record is from RefSeq and is a predicted model, not a curated record. Bases 404 to 1822 code for a protein of 472 amino acids. Gene Ontology annotation, biological process: D-serine catabolic process. The transcript has 2 exons. Gene Ontology annotation, molecular function: D-serine ammonia-lyase activity. Lineage: Eukaryota; Fungi; Ascomycota; Eurotiomycetes; Eurotiales; Aspergillaceae.